UCACUUGGUACACUACACUGACGCAGGCGCGCCAGACGUGACCCUACGGCAGCUACAGGACAACCGCAGCCUCAUAUUCACAGAGCAAGAUGGCGGCGCCCAUGUUGGUGGCACGUUUACAUUUGGGAGUUAACCACAGGUUUGUAUCGUGCCUAUGGAGAAGUUUUCAGAACAGUGCUGAGCUUUGUGCAGGACAGGACUGGAGAAUUCGGCAUGGCUUAGCUCGCAGUGAUUCGGAGUACGGACCCUUGACUGACCUUCCAGACUGGAGCUAUUCAGAUGGAAGGCAAGCUCCACUAUACAAAGGACAGCUCAGGAGGAAGGAAGAAAACAAAGCACUGGCUAGCCGCAUUAUGCUUCUCAAUAAUGAGAUAGAUCAAGGCAUGAAAAAUUGGUCAGAGAGGCAAGAAAAAUGCAGAGAGGAGCAGCUGCUGAGACAGAAGCACCAACUGAAGAGCAAGGCAUUAUUUAAAAAAACUGCAAAACCCAAAUAAAUACAGAUUGUAUAUUUGUACUGUGUAUUUUCUACCAUUCCAGGAGAUCACUGUAGGUUUUUCCACUGGUUGUGUGUUUGAGGUAGAUGUCACUGUUUUAGUAAAGGUUUUAGCGCACAAGGUGAUGGCACAAUAAACAAAACCAUAACUAGAAAGAUAAUGUUAAACCUAUUCCCUCCUGGAGGGUACCUCAGUAAUCUACACUUGCCGAGGUUUAUGAGGACCUGGAAAAGUCUGAGUGUUUCAAUCUUGUAAAUGUCACAUCAAAAAUACAACCACCUGCAACAUUUCAUUAAAUGUUUCAUUAAAUUAAACAUUUCAGUUCUUCUCCUAA
Messenger RNA from Pseudophryne corroboree (corroboree frog), 828 nucleotides. It is a transcript of the gene MRPL52, whose product is annotated as mitochondrial ribosomal protein L52. The record is from RefSeq and is a predicted model, not a curated record. Gene Ontology annotation, molecular function: structural constituent of ribosome. Bases 90 to 494 code for a protein of 134 amino acids. The transcript is spliced from 5 exons. Gene Ontology annotation, cellular component: mitochondrial large ribosomal subunit. Gene Ontology annotation, biological process: mitochondrial translation. NCBI's taxonomy places the organism in Eukaryota, Metazoa, Chordata, Amphibia, Anura, Myobatrachidae.